Tetrahymena thermophila SB210 is the source of this 888-nucleotide messenger RNA. RefSeq names its product transmembrane protein. Gene Ontology annotation, biological process: cilium assembly; regulation of protein localization. The record is from RefSeq and is a predicted model, not a curated record. The transcript has 6 exons. Gene Ontology annotation, cellular component: ciliary membrane; ciliary transition zone. NCBI's taxonomy places the organism in Eukaryota, Ciliophora, Oligohymenophorea, Hymenostomatida, Tetrahymenidae.
AUGGUUAGAUUAGUUUCUGAAGAUUUUUGCAAUUUUUAUUAUGCAGAAUUUUGUUCAAGAGCUUCUAUAGUAUGCAUUUUAUUAAUGUGCUUGACAUUCCUUGCACCAUUUUAUUUAUCCUUUACAACAGAUAAUUUUUGGCUGAAUAUAAAACUCAAUCAAGAAUAGCCAAAUACUUAAAUAGUAUAAGCAUAUCUUUUAUAAUAAGGAUCUAUCAUAGAUACUUUGUAGAUUAAUCCAGUAUGGAAGGAUAAGAAAAUAGGGUAGCUUAAUAUUGAAAAAGUAGAUGAAUAUGAAGUUAGUUUCACUGUCACAAAUUUCAGUGGUUCUUUAAUGGAAAUUAUUUUAGAAAUGGACUAUAUGCUAUCUGAUGUUUCCCAACUAAAAUCUAGAUAAAUAAUGUUUCUUUCAUUUAGUGCAAGUUAUAACUUUGAUAAUGUCUAAUUCUACGGAUAAGUUAAUUUUGAUUAAUAAUCUCCACUCUAUUAUAAUGGAGAAAAUAAGUUACAAUAUAAGCAGCCUUUAUAUAACUCAGAUAUAUAAUUUCAUAAUUAUAUGAGAGCUAACUUAAUUUACAAAAAUUAAACUUCCUCAUUAAAGUAUGAGUAUUUUACUUAAAUGCUUAAAGUUUAAAGUGCGGCAGCAAGAACAGUAUAAGUUAAUGGGAGAAUACACAUUCCUAAAUAUCAAAAUAUAUUAUAUAUUCCUUCUAUUACAGAAACUCUUAAGUUUUAGUGGGCUGCAUAUUUUAGCAUAUUCAUUGUCAUGUUAUACUUAUUUAGAAUGGUUUUGAAAUAAAUGUACAGACAUUCAGUUUUUCCAGUUUCAGUUAUGGAUAAUUUGCCUUAAAAAGCAUUUAGAUAGUUCGGAAAAUAUAAAUAAGAUUGA